AAAAAACCAGAAGAAGAAAAGAUCUCCAAAUCCUGCAACAUUCUCUCUGGUUUUUAAAAGACACCAUUUCCUAGUCUGCCCGUGUGUCUUAAUUAGCUUUAGUUCUUUAUACUUCCUUCCUGAAAAUUAAAAAAGGGUUGUAAAGAUCGAACCUUUAUAUGUUUCUUUAAUCUGGGUUGGGAUCCAAAAAAAAAAAUCAUCAAUCAAUCAAAAUUUAGAAAAGAUGGCAAAUGGGACAGGGUCACCCUGUGGUGCAUGCAAGUUUCUAAGGAGGAAAUGUGCAGCAGAUUGCAUAUUUGCACCGUAUUUCUGCUCAGAACAAGGGCCAGCCAGAUUUGCAGCAAUCCAUAAGGUGUUUGGAGCCAGUAAUGUGUCUAAAUUGUUGUUGCAUGUUCCGGUGCCUGAUCGGUGUGAAGCUGUGGUUACCAUUGCUUAUGAAGCUCAGGCCAGACUUAAAGACCCUGUUUACGGUUGCGUUUCUCACAUUUUCGCCUUACAACAACAGGUCGCGUAUUUGCAAGCUCAACUAAUUCAAGCAAAAGCUCAGUUGGCACAAAGCAUGAUUGAAUCUUCAAGAAAUAACGCCGAAAAUCAACCCUGCUGGCCAAAUGCCGGUGGAAAUAAUAAUCCUAAUGGGAUGAUGGCGUCACUAAUUCCUCCAUUACAUCCAGCAGCUGCUUAUAAUGCAAACUCUUUCUCCCCACAGAGCUCAGUUUGUUCACUCGAUUCCAUCGGCGCUGGCACCGGCCCAAACACCGGGGAUAUCGGAAUCGGAAUGCAAGAAUUCAUGCGAGACAGAGAUCAAGAAAUGAUCUCCUUCCAGGCUUAUACUAAGAAAAGACCUUCACAAACUGACUUGAGUGAGCUUCAAGCUCUGGCAUUCAGAAUGAUGAAAGAUUAAUUAAUGACACAGAAAAAGGUCUUGAUCAAUCCAUGCAUGCAAAUGAAUGAAAACAUGUUUUUGGAUCCUCAGGGAUGGUAGUUAUAAUUAAAGACAUAUAUACUUGUUGGCUUUUUAGCCUUUUAAGUGAUGAUCAUCUAGAUGUUGUACAUAGAGAUGUUAGAAUGAAUGAAGGUACUUCAUUCCGGCCUCUUCGAGUAGUUCAAUUCCAAUUCAUUUUAAUAUUUCUUUCAUCUCAAAAUGAUUAUUCUCAG
This is a messenger RNA of Oldenlandia corymbosa var. corymbosa, 1155 nucleotides long. NCBI's taxonomy places the organism in Eukaryota, Viridiplantae, Streptophyta, Magnoliopsida, Gentianales, Rubiaceae. The record is from the annotation of a GenBank genome assembly.